This is a messenger RNA of Capsicum annuum, 2146 nucleotides long. RefSeq names its product F-box protein At5g07610. The transcript has 3 exons. The record is from RefSeq and is a predicted model, not a curated record. Gene Ontology annotation, molecular function: protein binding. NCBI's taxonomy places the organism in Eukaryota, Viridiplantae, Streptophyta, Magnoliopsida, Solanales, Solanaceae. The coding region runs from base 769 to 2001 and encodes 410 amino acids.
GUAAUCAGUUUUGUAGUCACUAGUCUCAUUUGGUCUCCUUCCUUCCUUCUCUCUCUCUGUCUCUCUCUCUUUUUUUCUUCAACAAAUUUGUGUUUUUUUUCCCAGAAAAAAAGACUAGACAUCGCUCUGGAAGUAUCUCUCAUCAUGUAAUUCUGAUUUCAUCUCUGUGUGUUUUUCUUCUUCAACAACUUUUGUCAUUUCCUUUUUGUCUUGCUGUGUUUCCAAUGUGUGAAUCUUUUUUUUUUUUAUUCCCUUGUUUUUUCCUUCUUUUUUCUGUUUUCUUUGAAGGGUUCUUCCUAAAAAUAUGUAUAUCAAGAAAUUAUUUGAAUUUUAGAAUUGUUUAACUUGCUCUAUUCUGUUCUGUAUGAUAUCGAAAUUCUACAAUCUCUGCUUCGAUUUUCUUGAUGAAUUUCUGUUUCUCUUUUCUGUAAAUAUAAUUACAAAUUUUCUUGUUUUACAAAUUGUUUAUAUGAAGAAUUAGUGUGUGUGUGUGUGUGUUUCCUUCUAUGGUAAGUUACACUAAACCCUAGUAAAGACAGUAUGAGAGUUUUUUUUUUGGGUAAAUCUUGGUACAUGAUCCAAUAUUGAAAAGAGGAUAUCAAUUAGAAAUUCUUUGAUUUAAAGUCUUAGUCGUGAGGGUUGACCAUUAGUCGUUGAUGAUAAUAGUUAUCUUGGUAUGAAUUCGGUAGUGUACAAGUACAAUUGAUUGCCGGUCUUUCUGCUGCUGAUAUAUGACUUUUGGAAUGACUAUUUCCUAAUUGCAGAAAAAUGGAAUUCUCUCAAGCAGACUACAUGAAUGAUGACUCUGAAGGAUGGGACGAUAAUUCUCCUACUAUCUUCAAGGGAUUUUCCUCAGCAAUUACCACUCAGAGGCACGGUCUUGAAAAGCUUGCAGAUUAUGGCUUUAAGAUUGACGCUUAUCAGAAUCAUGAAUUUCCUACACACAUCAUAAGGGAAGGGGAUAAGAAGAUAAAAGAUGUGGUGAAGGAACAUGUACUCCCAUUCCUUCCUGCAAAAUCGCUUAUGAGGUUUAAGGCUGUGUCAAAAGAAUGGGAUAAAUGGAUAGCUUGUCCCCUAUUAAGCCACCAACAAAGUUUCUCUUGCAAGAGUUUCUCGGGCUACUUCUGUCAAGAUAUGAAGAUGGAAUGGGAUACGGAAACUAUGUUUUUAUCUCUGGACCAUUCUACAAGUGGAGUUCCCUGCCCAGCCCUUGAUUUCUUGCCUGAAGUUGUCAAAAUUCUAAGUUCUUGCAGCGGAUUGCUCCUUUGUCAGGGGUCAGAAAAGUAUUAUGUUUGCAACCCUGCAAGCCAGGACUGGAAAAUGCUCCCUCUUCCUCAGUGUUAUCACGGGGAGGAACCCGCAGUUGCUCUUGCAUUUGAGCCCUCUCUUCGUAACAUUGAGGCGUAUUAUCAUGUUAUCUGUGCAUUUCCUAUGCUUGGUCAGCCUAUAAUCGGCUUUGAGAUUUACUCUUCUGAAUCAAAUACUUGGAGCUGCUCUUCUGCAUACUGUACUGACAUAGAAAACCCAAGGCUUGUUGGUGGGGGUUUCUAUAUGAAUGGGGUUGCUUAUUAUGAGACGAAAUCAAACGAAGUACUGGCCUUUGAUGUCAAAGUUGAGAUCCCUGCAAUUAUAUCUUUACCUGAUCAAGUUGGAAGACAUGGAUCCUUAACACAGAUGGAAGGUGAGCUGUGCUACGUUGCUGCUAAUAAUGAAUGUGGAAAUGUUUUCUUAAUAGAUAUCUACCAAGGCAUGGAAAUGAUCUUGAAGCGCACUGUUAGUGUGACUCUUGGACCGGAUAGGAGUUUUACUCAAGCGUGCAAGGUACUACCAUGUGUUAACAGUGAUGCUGUGGCUAUUCAGUCUGGCCAAUAUAUACACUUUUAUCACAUCAGCGAGCAGAAAGUUGAGUCUAUAGCAAGUUCAUUCACUAUGGGCCAUGGCAAAAAGUUCCUGCCAUACACAAACAGCCUUGCUAUGCUACAUGAGCUGAAGGAGCCUUAAUUCACUAUGUCAAUGGUUUUUCCGUACAGUAGAAAAUCACUGACUUUACAGUUUUUUUGAAUCUAUGCUUACAGUGUGACUUGGAUGUAUAAAAGGAUUAUGCAUGUUGAUAUUCUCUUUUUGGUUAAUAAAGGAUUUUGUGUAA